AUGGCCGACACCGCACCGGCUCAGACAGCGGCACCCGCGAAUGGAGCCGCACCCACACCCAGCGCAACAGCAGGAGCCCCGAAUGCGCCCGCCGACCAGAACGCAGCAAGUCGCGGACUGCCAUACUAUGAAAAGCUACGACGAGAGCUAAGGGAUACGCUGCAGAAAAAGCGUCUGAUGGACAAGAGCAUGGCUCAACUUGAGGAUCAGAUUUUCCGCUUCGAACAAUCCUACCUCGAAGAAACCACCGCCGGAAACAUCAUCAAAGGCUUUGACAACUACAUUAAAGGCUCAUCAAGCGGGUCUAGUCUCGGUGCUUCGGGACUAGGAAUCGGUGGCGGCGUGGCAGGAUCAAGACGAAAGGCUGCAGUUACAGAGUCCGACCGAGUUUUCUCACGGAGCUCCGCCAGUUUCAUGAUGGUAUGUGUGGUUGGCGACAGCGAUGAUAGGCAUUAUGCAUUAUGGAAUAUGAAGCUGACCAUACUCUUUACACAGGACUCACCUGGACCUUCGUCUGCUCAAACCACACCCUCGCACGCUGCAACGCCGGCAUCAACGCCGGGCGGAGGCCUAUCAAUGAAGAACGGUACGCACCCCUAUCUACGUUGCUUUUCGGCGCGGAAUAAAGUCUUCGAAUUUGGAUUCGACGAGGCUCAACAUUUUGGUGGAUCAAUGAAACCAGGAACAAAAUACUGA
Molecule: messenger RNA, 696 nt
Organism: Penicillium olsonii
Lineage: Eukaryota; Fungi; Ascomycota; Eurotiomycetes; Eurotiales; Aspergillaceae
Source: the annotation of a GenBank genome assembly